AUGCUAUCGCUAAGCGAAUCCCUUGCUGAUCCAUUUUGCAGCGUGUUCAAAUUUGAGGACGCUUCUACUAUCUUCUUUUACGACCGACUUCAACCACCGCUGCUGUUGCCGCCAACGAUAAGAUUUUUGCAGACUAACGAGACAACCACUUCUUCAGAUAGCAUUUCUUUCUUUCUUUUUCUUUCUUUCUUUCUUUCUUUUCUUUCUUUUCUAACAACACUUCAAUUUUUCUGUCUUUUAAUUCUUUUAUUUCAUAUAAUUUUUGUUAUAGAAUUCAGCACUUUCUUUCUUUCUUUCUUUCUUUCUUUCUUUCUUACUUUCUUUUCUAACAACACUUCAAUUUUUCCAAUUAAGCACUUUCUUUCUUUUUCUUUCUUUCUUUCUUUCUUUCUUUCUUUUUCUUUCUUUCCCCGCUUUGAUUUUUCGUUCACAAUCGCUAUAUUUCUUUCUUUCUUUCUUUUUUUCUUUCUUUUUUUUCUUUUUUCUUUCUUUCUUUUCUUUCUUUCUUUCUUUCUUUUUUUCUUUCUUUCUUUCUUUCUUUUUUCUUUCUUUCUUUCUUUCUUUCUUUCUUUUUUUUCUUUCUUUCUUUCUAACUUUCUUUCUUUCUUAUUAUGGUGA
This is a messenger RNA of Acanthosepion pharaonis, 618 nucleotides long. Lineage: Eukaryota; Metazoa; Mollusca; Cephalopoda; Sepiida; Sepiidae. The record is from the annotation of a GenBank genome assembly.